Zootermopsis nevadensis is the source of this 3264-nucleotide messenger RNA. Its product is annotated as E3 ubiquitin-protein ligase Siah1. Gene Ontology annotation, biological process: multicellular organism development; proteasome-mediated ubiquitin-dependent protein catabolic process. Lineage: Eukaryota; Metazoa; Arthropoda; Insecta; Blattodea; Termopsidae. Gene Ontology annotation, molecular function: ubiquitin protein ligase activity; ubiquitin conjugating enzyme binding; zinc ion binding. The record is from RefSeq and is a predicted model, not a curated record. Gene Ontology annotation, cellular component: cytoplasm.
UGGUGAUUGUACACAUCACGUCGUCUGCGUUUAUUGUGGAUCAAAUUGGGAUUUUUCUUUCUGGAUUGGAAACUGGUGGUAGGGAACCGGAGAUGGACGGUAUUUCAUCCUUUGUUUAACUGGACUGAUUCAAGCACAGAUUGUUUAUCUUGUUUGAGAGCUGCUGUCUGGAGUCUGUAUACUGCUCCUUUGUGAGUGGAGAGAAACUGGCUGUUCCCCAAAGCUCACGUAGAAGAGCUGUUCCUGGCUGUCUUGCGAUAGCUGAAACGGGACAGAAGAGACACGUCAUGCCGUUCGCGAAGGCCAAAGGGUCCGGCGAACGACCCACUGGUCAAUCCAGGGCAUCUUUCUGGCAGCAGUCUCGUGCAAUAUGCAAGUUGCAAUCGCCUUUCCGUUUCCUUCAUUCGAUUAUGUUGACAUCAUCACACAUGAAAAAUGGCCAAUCAGAACGCAGGAACUUUCCCACUCGCCGAAGAGCUUAUCAGUUCGUAGUUAUCUGCGGUUGGUGUCAGCUGAGCUUGGUGUGGUAGAGGACCCGAUUAGUGCGACUACAGUUAUAAUUGUACUGUGAACCGAGUGGUAAUUAUUAGACAGGGAUAUGUUGGUUGAAAGAUCUAAAUUAUGUUACACGACAAUCAGAUAGUUGUGUUGACUAUUUCUACAAAAUUUCAAAGGUCGAAAUAAUAUUUCCGGUUCGGUAUGUUAACUGAUUAACGUACUGAUUAAUCAAAAUCACAUAGCCAGCAUUUGGUUGGUCUUGUUGGCUCCGUAAUGCCAGUUGCUUAAGCCUCGUUCACGCUGGUCAACUUGUUUGAAAACGAAAAUUUGAACGGACUUGCAUCGCGUGAACUGUGUUUCAAGAAUACGUUUCAAGUGUACUGGAAGUUAUUGUUUAAAGUUUCAAGUUGAAACAGAAAUGGCGUCGCCUGAUGGUCGCAACCUCAUAAACCUGUUAGAAUGCCCUUCGUGUCACCAGACGAUGGCACUCCCUAUUUUCUUGUGCGAAGCAGGCCACAAUGUUUGCUACAGGUGUAGAGGCCAGAGGACGAAUUGUCCAUCUUGUUACAAUACCAUCACUCAAACCAGAAAUCAUCUGGCCGAACGUUUCGCUGAGAAGUUGCCGUACUCUUGCACGAAUCAGAAUUUGGGUUGCGAAGAGAAAUUCUUGCUGCGAGAUCUGCCGUCACACGAGGCAGCGUGUCCUUUCCGAUUGUACUACUGCGUUCCUUGCAGACCCCGCUGCAGAUGGAGAGGUCGUCGAUUUCAGGUUCUGGAACACAUGAAAGAUGAGCACAAGGAACUGGUGUGGGUGAAGGCAUAUAACAGCCUCGUGUACGAGAAUUUUGAUCACAAAACAGACUACACAUGCACCCACAUCUUGUCAUCAUACAGAGAAAUCUUCUGGUGUCACUCCAAACGUGAUGCCAAGCAAGGGAAGUUGUUUGAGUUGGUACAGUAUGUGGGACAAAAGGAGAAAGCUGCAAAGUUUGAAUAUGAAUUUGAGUUUUAUGCCAAAGGAAACAGCAGAAGAGCUAUAUUCAGGAAUACAGUGCACAGUGAAGAUGAUGAUGUUGAAAAGAUUUAUGAAUCAGGAGAUUGCUUAAUAUUGGAUCUUAGUGUGCUUAAAUACUUUGUAACUGAGAAGAAGCAGUUGUUUUACAAUUUUACAGUAGAAAGAGUUUGGUAUAACUGAAUUUUGUUGUUAAGAAUGUUUUUAGUUUAGUUUGGUUUAGUUCAUUCUUCUCGCAGACAUGGGAAUUCAGUUUUGGAUAUGUACAAUAAUGGAUUGUUCCUGACAGACUGAGACGAGCAUGGCAAAUAUCAAGAGUAAGCUAGAUCAUAUUAUAUUGCACAUUAAAGUCCUUUUGUAUGAAUCAGAUGUACAUAUUAGCUUUUUCAUGUCAGUCCAGUUUUUGAGUGCACAAAUCAAAUGUUCUCCCUAAAUGUAUUAAUUAUACUUUUAACUGAAUGGGUUAUGUAAUGUCAAACUGCAAGUGUUGCGAUAAGGAAGAUGCGCUGUAUCUUACUUUGAGAUAUCCACAAAUGUGUAUAAACAAACCAAUAAAAACCACAAAAUCCUCUGGUAUCUGAGACAAAACUUUAAACAGGGACAGUCUAAGAUUAAAUUGGAGUUCCAAAUGCUCAACUACAAUAUGUAGUUCAAAAUGUACUCCUAAACAAUAUUUUAUGCUAGGAAUUAGAGAAAGAAAUGUAACAAAUAAUGAAGUCAUCUCACGCAAUCAGAAGUUGUUGUUUAUGAUCAAAGGAUGGAUUAGUAAUUUACAAAUUUCCCCAAAAUAGGCAUAUUCUGGUGGAAAGUAGUCAUUGAACAUUUGAGAUAGUGUUUCCAAUUUUGUGUAAAGAAGGGUUAUAAUGCUUCUUAAACUCAAGUCUAAUGAGUUUGUGAAGUCAGAGAAAGAAUGGAACAUUUCACAGUUAUUCUCUUGUGUGUACUUUAACCAAAAUUUUAAAGUCUUCUUGCAGGCAGCAGUUUCAUUAUAGAAAUUGAAGACUGUUGUAAUAUUUCCUUGGAGACUGAAAUUUAAUUCAGGUGAAAAUACAUCUGAUAAAAAUGCAAGCUUUACAGCACAUUCUUAGCCAUAGAAAUAUUCAUCCAAAUUUUAUUCCUUUGGUUUAAAAAUAUUUCGACUUUGUGUCAUAACUUAAUCUUUUCAAAACUCAGCCCUCUCAACAACCAAUGCACUUCAGCAUGACACAGUGAGUUUGAAUGCCCACACAGCAUUACAAACAUUUGUGAAUUCAGUGCAUUCUUCUUAAUAAAACUGACAAUUGUACAGGCUAUGUAGUAACUUCAUUUAAACAUGGGGACAACUCUUUUGUUGCUAAAUGUUUGCAAUGAAUAAAGCAAUGUAUGUCAUUCUGUGUAUGGCAACGUCCUUAAUCUUCGUUCAUAUACCAGAAAAGCUCGGUAAUCAUGCUUGCUACUUCAUCUGUAUACACUCCAACACAGUAUUUCCAAAUCACAGAUUUAAUGAAAAUAUAUUUGUUUAUUAGCUUCAAUAUUUCAACACAGGCUAUUUGAGAAGGCAUUUCAAUGCAACAGAACAAUUAUUUUUUUCAUAUUUUUACAAUCAUUAUCAAUAACACAAAUAUAACAUAACAGUUAAAAUUUAUUUGAAAUACUAGUUCAUGCAUCCAUCUGAAUAGCUAACCAUUCUGUCCUUAUUACGUUUUGAAUUAGCUGAUAAUCAGUAAGUGAUAAUUCUUCAUCUGUUCUGCAUGCAAUAAAAUAAUUAGAAAGAG